This is a messenger RNA of Colletotrichum phormii, 1431 nucleotides long. RefSeq names its product major facilitator superfamily transporter. Gene Ontology annotation, biological process: transmembrane transport. Lineage: Eukaryota; Fungi; Ascomycota; Sordariomycetes; Glomerellales; Glomerellaceae. The transcript has 4 exons. The record is from RefSeq and is a predicted model, not a curated record. Gene Ontology annotation, cellular component: membrane. Gene Ontology annotation, molecular function: transmembrane transporter activity. Bases 1 to 1431 code for a protein of 476 amino acids.
AUGGGAGUCCCAGAGAUCGAGAAGACUACGGUCGCCGAAUCGCCUCGGAACAAGUCGCCCUCUUCCAUCGAUGCACGAGGGGUUCAACCUACCGUUGUGGAACUUGUCCAAGAAGAGCCGAAGCUCACAUGGCGGUCAUAUGUCUGGGAUACCUUGGACAAGUCGCCUGAGGAACGCAAGUUCAUGUUCAAGUUGGACGCUGUGAUUCUGACUUUUGCAAGUUUGGGAUACUUCAUCAAGAAUCUUGACCAGAUCAACAUCAACAAUGCCUUUGUGUCUGGCAUGAAAGAAGACAUGAAGCUCUUUGGCAACGAGCUCAACUACAUGCAAGCCUGCUGGACCGUCGGAUAUGUCAUUGGCGAAAUCCCCAGCAACAUCCUCCUCACCCGUGUCCGCCCAUCAAUCUGGAUUCCUGCCUGCGAAUGCACUUGGGCCAUCCUAACAAUCCUCAUGAUCAAAUGUACAAACGUCACACAGCUUUACGUCCUCCGUUUCUUCAUCGGUCUCGCCGAGAGUACAUUCUACCCGGGCAUGCAGUACAUCAUCGGAUGCUGGUACAGAAAAGACGAACUCGCCAAACGAUCCUGCCUCUUUCACUCCGCGGGCUCCAUUGGUUCUAUGUUCUCUGGAUACCUCAUGGCCGCUGUCUACAAUCUCAGUGGUGUCCACGGAUGGAAGGGCUGGCAGUGGCUCUUCAUCGUCGAUACUGUCAUUUCUCUGCCGAUUGCGAUUGCUGGAUUCUUCUUCCUGCCUGACGUGCCUGAGAUCACGAAAGCCUGGUGGCUGACCAAAGAUGAUGUCGCGCUUGCGCAGAAACGGAUGCAGCUUGAGGGGAGGGCGAACCGGCAGCCAUUUACAAAAGCCAAGAUCAAGAAGAUUUUCACGAGCUGGCAUAUCUAUGCCCUUACUACGUUGUACAUUUUCUUCAACAACGGAUGCGGAAUCCUGAGUCAACCUGCUUUCCAGCUGUGGUUGAAAGGAGAGGGAUACUCUGUCAAGGAGUACAACACUUACCCGACGAUUACUUCCGCUAUCACGAGAUGGCCGCCGAUAGUCUUCUCCGGAACACUCAACGUUGUGCUCUACUCGAUUUUGGCGGUGUGGAAUAUUUCCGAUUCCUGGAAAUGGGGGUGUUUCCUGCUGGUCGGGUUUGGUGGUGGCAUCAGCGGUUUGACAUUCGCGUGGGCCCAUGAGAUUUGCAAGGACGAUAACGAGGAGAGGGCGCUGGUGACGGGCUCGAUGAACCAGAUGGCGUACGUUUUCCAGGCAUGGUUGCCGCUGCUUAUCUGGCAGCAGGUCGAGGCACCUCGGUACCCGAAGGGUUACAUCACGAUGAUUUCCUUUGCCGUUGGUAUGGCGGGCACUUCGCUCUUGAUCAGGUUCUUGCAUCGGAGGGAAUUGGGGAAGAAACUGGCAGUACCGGCUGCUUGA